UUCGUUGCUCAGAGGCUUGAAGGUGAAACUAAUCACUGUCUUUAAGAACCUGGUCUCAUGCUGCAAUUCUGCUCCAAGUGAGGGCUGGGAGAAGAAAUAUUAGAAAGGACUUUGACAAGAGAUGACCUUAAAGGAAGUGAGAUCCUUCUUAGCUAGGAAUUCAGUAACACUUGCCAGGAGAAUGCAUCCUAUCAAUGACACCCAGUUCUAUCCCCACUUCUUCUUCCUGCUAGGAAUACCAGGACUGGAAACUUUGCACAUCUGGAUUGCUUUCCCAUUCUGUAUCGUGUACCUGAUUGCCAUUGUGGGGAAUAUGACCAUUCUUUUUGUGGUCAAAACUGAACACAGUCUACACCAGCCCAUGUUCUACUUCCUGGCCAUGUUGUCUAUGAUUGAUCUCGGUCUGUCCACAUCCACCAUCCCCAAAAUGCUAGGAAUCUUCUGGUUCAACCUCCAAGAGAUCAGCUUUUGGGGCUGCCUUCUUCAGAUGUUCUUUAUUCACAUGCUUACAGGCAUGGAGACUGUUCUGUUGGUGGUCAUGGCUUAUGACCACUUUGUUGCCAUCUGCAACCCUCUCCAGUACACCAUGAUCCUCACCAAUAAAACCAUCAGUAUCCUAGCUUCUGUGGUUGUUGGAAGAAAUUUAGUUCUUGUAACUCCAUUUGUGUUUCUCAUUCUGCGUCUGCCAUUCUGUGGGCAUAACAUCAUACCUCACACAUACUGCGAGCACAUGGGUCUGGCCCGGUUGGCCUGUGCACCUAUCAAGAUCAACAUAAUCUAUGGGCUCAUGGUGAUUUCUUAUAUUAUUGUGGAUGUUAUCCUGAUUGCCUCUUCCUACAUAUUUAUCCUUCGAGCUGUUUUUCACCUUCCCUCUCAAGAUGCCCGACUAAAGGCCUUCAACACCUGUGGUUCUCAUGUCUGUGUUAUGCUGUGCUUUUACACACCAGCAUUUUUUUCUUUUAUGACACAUCGUUUUGGCCAAAACAUUCCCCGCUAUAUCCAUAUUCUUUUGGCUAACCUUUAUGUGGUUGUCCCACCUGCCCUUAACCCUGUCAUUUAUGGAGUCAGGACCAAGCAAAUCCGAGAGCAGGUUGUGAAAAUAUUUGUACAGAAAGAAUAACUCUGUGAUAAAGUUUGGAUAAAUAUAUCUAUAUACAACCCAAAUAAUCAUCAUCUGAGCUCCAUUUUUAACCUUCUGUAAUGGUCAUGUUUGUCAGAUUUUUUCAUUUUGACUAGAAGUGGUUUAGUGUUGACAGAUAACGCAAAGCUACCUUUGCUGACCAUUUCUCCCACUUCCCUCCAUGUACUUGGAAAAAAGCUAUAUAUAUAUAUAUAUACACACACACACACACACACACACACAUAUAUAUAUAUAUCUCCUAUUAGUUCAGUCCCUCUAACACACACACACACACACAUAUAUAUAUAUAUAUAUAUAUAUAUAUAUAUAUAUAUAUAUAUAUAUCUCCUAUUUAGUUCAGUCCCUCUAACAAAAACCCUGACUAACACUUUUUCUUUUAUGUUCUUUCUCUAAUAAACUUAAUGUUUGUGACUUUAGGAAUAUGAGACAGUACAGUGUGGAUAUUACAGAGACAUGUUUUCUCACUUGAAGCAACGUCAUUUCAGAUGUGACAACUUGUAUGUGUCUCAUAUCUAAUUCUAACUGAAUUCUGACAAUUUCCUUUCAGAUAAAAUGUAUAAAACUUAUGAGACUUCAUAAAGCCUAUAAAAACAAUUAGGCUUAUGCUAUGGUAAGCACAGGGCCAGACUUGACAUCAACCUCAAAAUAAUCUCAUUAUAAUCUAUUAGUUCUGUAGAUUUCCAAUGCUUAGUCCCAUUUUCAAACUCCAGAUAUGGCCAGAGAAUGUGGUUUGCUUUAAAAUCGAUAAAAGAGACACUGAACUGAAAUUUGUGACUUAUCAUGGUACUCAUGCUUCCAAAGCAGAAGUCUCCCUCAUGUUUUAUAAUUUAGAACCACUGUAUGGUUUAGAUGACAAUAUACAAAGUACUCAAAAGUACACAGAUAACAAGUUUAGGAAACGGGCGUGGAUAUAGCCAAGUAGACAAGGAAAGCAACAUCACCUAUUCAAUAUCUGUGAAUCUGGACAGUUCUUGGUCUUAAACCUAACACUGGCUAGGCACAAUUCCUGAAUUGUAUAGUAUUUUGUGUAUUUUCUUUAGGUCUGUGUGCAUAGGCUACAAUUUGAUUUUUACAGCUUUUACUUCAUGUAUCUAAAGUUAUUGGGAACACAGAGUUUUAAAGGUGGAAAUAUAUUGAAACUUGAUCUAUUCCCUUUGUCUUACAAAUAAAAAAAACCCUGAGGUCUAAAGAAA
Messenger RNA from Callithrix jacchus (white-tufted-ear marmoset), 2334 nucleotides. RefSeq names its product olfactory receptor, family 52, subfamily E, member 4 (gene OR52E4). Gene Ontology annotation, molecular function: G protein-coupled receptor activity; olfactory receptor activity. The record is from RefSeq and is a predicted model, not a curated record. Gene Ontology annotation, biological process: G protein-coupled receptor signaling pathway. Gene Ontology annotation, cellular component: plasma membrane. NCBI's taxonomy places the organism in Eukaryota, Metazoa, Chordata, Mammalia, Primates, Cebidae.